AUGAACGAGUCCCAGGAUCAGUUUCCCCUACAUACCGCUGCCCGAGAAGGAAGAGUCUCGGUUGCAGAGACCAUCCUCAAGACAGAGCCCAUGCUCGCUACUCGGGAGGACGAGGAUCGCAGGCUACCGAUUCACUGGGCCGCGUCAUCCAACUGUAUUGACAUUGUUAUACUGCUUGCGCAACACCAUAGUUUCGAUCCCGAUGUCCAGGAUGGCAGCGGCUGGACGCCACUUAUGAUUGCUGCAAGCCUCAAGGACGGCGAAGCUCUCGUAAAUUUACUGCUUCAAAAGGGAGCCGAUGUCAACCUCAAGAAUCACAACGGACAGAAUGUUCUUCAUUUUGUGGCUUCAAAGAAUAAUCUGGAUGUUGCGAAGACGCUCAUCAGUCACAAUCCUCCGGUGUCUACCAGAGUUCGCGAUAAACGCGGCCAAUACGCCAUCCACAGAGCUGCGGCCAUAGGCUCAGUUCCUAUGGUGAUGCUCCUGAUCAAGAACAAGAGCCCCCUCAACGCUACUGACGCUUCGGGCUACACGGCGCUUCAUCAUGCCGUUGCCGAAGGUCAUGGUGACACAGCAAUGGCCCUACUUAAAGCUGGAGCAGAGGUCGACAAGAAGGAUAAUGAAGGUUACUUGGCCUUAGACUUGGCCCCCGACAAGGAGGUUCGCCGCUACAUCGAGCGUUCCGCUGAGGAGGAAGGCAUAGAUCUUUAA
This is a messenger RNA of Colletotrichum graminicola M1.001, 711 nucleotides long. RefSeq lists its product as uncharacterized. NCBI's taxonomy places the organism in Eukaryota, Fungi, Ascomycota, Sordariomycetes, Glomerellales, Glomerellaceae. Gene Ontology annotation, molecular function: protein binding. The coding region runs from base 1 to 711 and encodes 236 amino acids. The transcript has 8 exons. Gene Ontology annotation, cellular component: nucleus; cytoplasm. The record is from RefSeq and is a predicted model, not a curated record.